Messenger RNA from Trypanosoma theileri, 3168 nucleotides. Its product is annotated as chromosome-associated protein H. The transcript has a single exon. Gene Ontology annotation, cellular component: condensin complex. Lineage: Eukaryota; Euglenozoa; Kinetoplastea; Trypanosomatida; Trypanosomatidae. The record is from RefSeq and is a predicted model, not a curated record. Gene Ontology annotation, biological process: mitotic chromosome condensation. The coding region runs from base 1 to 3168 and encodes 1055 amino acids. Gene Ontology annotation, molecular function: chromatin binding.
AUGAUAUCCACUACAAAGAGUGAAAUGAGUCCUCAACGACAAUUUCUUCGACGAGGCGAGCAGAACAACACGGACUUUCUACCUGUAGAACCUUCUCUCGUAUUUGAUGAGAGUAGAGGCGUUCUUAUCCCCCCUGCCUCUCAACUAGGCAGUCCACAACCCACACAAUCCAUAUCACGACAACGACGUCCACGAUUCGCCACCGCACAGGACUUGGAUGAUGCCCUUCUACAAGCCAUUGAAGGUAAAAUUACUCGUAAGAACGCAUGGGUCUCAAAGGAUGCAAGUAAUUUAUUAGAAGGCAUUACUCACGCCGUGGAAAGUACACUGGAUGCCGCCACUAGCACAGAUGAAUACUCCAGUUUUGCCAAAGUUGCCACUGUUGUAGAGGGAUGCUCAAAGGUAUGGACAAGUCGUGUGGAUAGUACAUACCAGCGAUCCAAUCAAAUGGUAAGACGUUUAUUGCGUAAUGAAGAUGAAGAUGAGAAUGGCGGUGGUGGUGGUGGUGCUGGAAGUGAUAAUGAAGAUGGAACUGGUGAAAAUGGAUCUACGGCUGCGGCUGCGGCUGCGGCAGCGGAACGUCGAAAGAAAGCCGCCCAAAGACGAGCACUCAAUACACGUACACUUGCAUUAGAUCCAUCCGAGAUUAAUCUUGACAGUAAGGGACGUGUGGCCCUUGUUCACACAGGCGUCAAUGCACAGUUUCGAGCCAUUACAGAGAAAUUUGAUCAAGGUAAUUCACAGGGAUUACUGGUACACAAUACACCACUGGGAAAGGCGGGAAAUCUUAUCCUUGAUGUAGAUUAUGCACGUGAAGUGGAUCGUGAAUACUCUGCACGACGUCUGCGUCUCUCCGGUGGUUCACGGCGUCUUGUUAAACAGGAAAUAAACCUGGAAGAAAAUACCGAAACAGAAGGAACUACAACAACGGCUAUGGCUACAGAGGAUAUGGGAGAAUUGGAUCAUGGUAUUAAUAUGCCUAUUCAACUUCCUCCAUUCCCACCACCGGUAACACCAGCGGCAUCUGCAGGUCAAAGUCCAGUUUCUGCAGAAGAGGGUGGUGGGAGACAGAGUGAUCAUGAGAGAAGAAGACCAGAAGAAGAGGAAGAAGCAGGACGUCCAUCUAUUUUACUUCCAUCUCUCUUACUUCUCCCACAUAUAUCUUCUAAUGUGGCUGGAGAGGAUGUGAACAAUACUACUACCUUGGGGUUAAUGGGCACAGGAGAAGAACUGGAUCCAGAGCAACAACAACAACAACAACAACAACAACAACUUCGACAAGAUAUGACUACGGAUGCAGGACCAUUAUUUCCUCCACACCAUCCAUCAGACUAUGAUGAUAAUGACUGGGGUGGUGAUGGUGGUGGUAUGGACUACGGGGAUGAUAACUACUACGAUGAUGAACAUACGAACACCAACACGAAUACCAAUACCAAUAAUGAUGAUGCUACUAGUACGACUAGUAAUAAUCAUCGUAAUAAUGGAAUAAAUGGUGGUGUUGGUGAGAAUAGUGAUGUCAGUCAGAAUGAGGUAUUACAUGAAGGAAUUGCCACAGCAGCACAUCAACUAGUCUCAGGUGUUGCGGAAUUAAACGCCAUGGAUGGUUGUCUCUUUGGAGAGAAUCGUCUCGCAUUAGAGGCAGAAGAUCCAACUUCAUGGUUUCCAUUAAGUGAACCACCAACAAAUAUGCUUUUAGGUGGUGCAGCACAUAAAAACUCUGAGUUGCUACGACUACAUAAAGAACAUCGUUUCACACAAACAGGUACAACAUCACAGACAACAUCUACACCUGCUACGAAACGUGUAAAACGUGAAAAAACUAUCGCCUUUGAUCUUCCAGGUGAACUUGCUGCUACUUCUGCUGCUGUUACGGCUAGUGGAAAUGUUGGUACGGGAGAUGCAGCAGAUACUUCCUUAUCUUCACUUUCAUUUCUCCUUAGUGGGAAUGUUGUGGAUAGUUCUGCACUUAAGCAAAGUACAACUCCUGGGAAAAAUAUGACUCAACUUGGUAAAGAGUUACUUCUUGGUAGAAGUCCUAAUGCUGUUCUCGCCUAUACACAAGGUGCUUUUCAGCGUGCGAAGGCGCAAGAAGCUGGACUUUUACUUGCAGAACCGCCUGUACCUGGAAAAACCAUUCCAUCCUAUUUACCACACCCUAUCACCGUUACUGCCUUUUUUCAACCCUUUUCAACACCUCUCCCGCAGUGGAAUUUACUUCGUAAAUCUGCUACCGGUCGUACCUUUGCUCUUCAUAGCAGUAGUGCAGCCCCAUCCAGACGAGCAAGUGGUGUUAUUGGCAAUAAUAAUAAUAAUGAUAAUAACAAUAAUAAUAAUAAUAAUAACCGCCACCAAGGGAAUGGAUGGGGUUCAAAGUUAGAAGAUGAUACACAAAGCCACAUGGGCGAAGAUGAUGGGAACGGUAGUGGCAUGGCUGCUGUUGGUACUAUGCCAAUGGACUUCUUUCAUGGCGGUGCGGAAAAUGAUGAUGAUUACAUGGGCGCUGGUGGAUAUGAUGAUUACGAUGAUGGAGGUGAUCCUGCAGAUACAAUGGAUCCCAUUCGUCAAGCAGAAGCACAGAUAUUGGCAAGUUUUGAAAGAGCGGAAUUGGCACGUGUGAGUGGUGCGUUAACGGCGGUUAGUAACGGUCGUCCUAGUAGUCAUAAUCAUCAUAAUAACCAUAAUGGCAGUAUAAAUGAGUGGACAGAUGUGGAGCCGUUGAUGUUAGCAAAAGUACUGCAGGCUCCACAAGCGGCUCUUCCAUCACAGGUGGAUGUUGUAAAACUACGACAAGCCAUGUGGUUAUCUGUGAGUAAUGCGAUGGAGUCUAAUCCCACUAUUCAACAACAACAACAACAAAAUCAAGAAGAAGAAGAAGGACAACGACAACAACAACAACAACAAACACCAGCAAGGCGAAAACGCGGCCGUGAAGAAGAAGAAGAAGAAGAAGAAACACAUAUGGCAGGAGAAGGGAGUGAAGAGUUGCCUCGUUUUAGUGAAGUGGUCUUGCCUAUUCUACCGCAGAUUCCAGGUAUAUCGGCAACGGGUACACUCUCCCCAGCCUUUUUCUUCUUCUCUAUUCUGUUUCUUGCAAACGAACACGGGGUGUUACUGGAAAGUGUUCCAGAAUUAGAUGACCUAGUUGUACGAGGUGUGAAGACGGCCUAA